Messenger RNA from Perca flavescens (yellow perch), 1733 nucleotides. RefSeq names its product dual specificity protein kinase CLK4. The transcript is spliced from 8 exons. The coding region runs from base 626 to 1408 and encodes 260 amino acids. Gene Ontology annotation, cellular component: nucleus. Gene Ontology annotation, molecular function: ATP binding; protein tyrosine kinase activity; protein serine/threonine kinase activity. Lineage: Eukaryota; Metazoa; Chordata; Actinopteri; Perciformes; Percidae. The record is from RefSeq and is a predicted model, not a curated record. Gene Ontology annotation, biological process: regulation of RNA splicing; peptidyl-tyrosine phosphorylation.
AUUGAACCAUGACCAGGCACUUAAGGAUGGCAAUACUGCUUGUGAUAAGUUUCCCAGACUUUUUUUUUGGUUUCCAUCCACCAUGAAACAAUGUGCACACUUUUUUGUGCAUAAUCCUACGAAUGUCCAGCAGCACAAGUGAUCAGUACACCUGCACGAGCCUCUGCAGUGCAUAACCUCUUUAGGCAACAAAACUACUUGGCUAGGUUUAGGAAAAGAUGGUGGUUUGGAUUCAGAUAUGUACGUUUGUUACUUAACUUAAAAAAAAUGGAGUGGUUAAGUAUGCAAGUUACGUAACGAGACUAACUUGAAAAAGGUCAACGUUGACUUUGGAUUUCACAAGAAAGGACCACGUGGCUGUGAAGAUUGUGAGGAACAUUGAGUGUUUCCGUGAUGUAGCGAGGUCUGAGAUCGCGGUGCUGGAGGAGAUCAACAUCCUGGAUGAUGACAACAGAUUGUGAGUGUAGCUGCAGCAGUCCCUCAGAGUAAAUCCUGGGGGGUGAAUUUCUCCUCUAAAGCCAUUCGAUUUUAUCUAUCAUGUCCUUGUAUUAGCUACGGGCUAACACAACUGCUGCGCCUCGUGUUUAUGGAUCAUUGACUCUCUCCUGCCAGUGCCUGUGUGAGGAUGCUGGACUGGUUUGAGCAUGACGGUCACAUCUGCAUCGUGUUUGAGCUGCUCGGCCUCAGCACCUUUGAAUUUCUCCGACAGAACAAGUUCCUGCCGUUCAACGUGGAGCAGAUCAGACAUAUGGCAUUCCAGAUCUUCAGAGCCGUCUGCUUCCUGCAUCGUAACAAGCUGACCCACACAGACCUGAAGCCAGAGAACAUCCUGUUUGUCUGCUCUGACUACGACCUGGAGUACAACGAUGUGAUGGAGUGUGAGGAGAGGAAACUGAGGAGUUUCGAUGUGAAAGUGGUGGAUUUUGGCACUGCAAAAUUUGACCACGAAGACCAUGAAUCCGAGGUAUCAACACGCCAUUACCGAGCUCCAGAGGUCAUACUGGAUCUGGGCUGGAACCAGUCUUGUGACGUUUGGAGUUUGGGCUGCGUCCUAAUGGAGUUUUACCUGGGACGUACACUCUUCCAGACCCAUGACAGUAAAGAACAUCUGGCCAUGAUGGAGAAAAUCCUGGGACCGAUUCCCCCCCACCUGCUGAAACAGACCAGAAAGCUGCAUUACGUGCACAACGGGCGUCUGAACUGGGACGAGCCGAGCUCCUCUGACGAAUACAUCUGGAAACACUGUAUACCUCUCAAGUCCAUGCACAAGAAGAGCGAGGAGGAGAGUCAGCUGUUUGACCUGAUCGGCUGCAUGUUGGAGUACGACGUCUAUAGACGGAUCACCCUGGAGGAGGCACUAUGGCACCCGUUCUUCAGCCCACUGAGGAUGCAGAAGCCGCACAGCUAGCACACGCAUAAACACACACACACACACACACACACACAAACACACUCAACAUAUGCCUCAAGCUGUUAAGCAAUCCAGUUACUAGACUGUUUGGGUUUGUAGUUCUGAGUUGAUGAGUUGAAGAUUUUCAGUUUCAUUUACAGUCAUAAUAGUUCUACAGAGCAUUCCUGUCUACUUGAGAUCAAUUUGAAAACAUGCCAUUGUGAUCCGUUUGCAUGUCACUGUAAAGAAAGUCAAGUGUAAUGCAGAGUAUUUUUAUUGUGUUUUCCUUUAUUGAUUUUUAGUCAUUUUUGUCAGCAGUUUGUUAAUAAAUAUUUUACAUUUU